Nelumbo nucifera (sacred lotus) is the source of this 913-nucleotide messenger RNA. RefSeq names its product FCS-Like Zinc finger 3-like. The record is from RefSeq and is a predicted model, not a curated record. Lineage: Eukaryota; Viridiplantae; Streptophyta; Magnoliopsida; Proteales; Nelumbonaceae.
GGGUUGGGGCCCUCCCUUUCUCUUUCAGAGUUUCAGUCACCAACUCCCUUUAUAAAUCUCCGCCAUUCCUCCCCUCUUUCCUCAUUCUCCAUCUCCUCCGCUUUCAGCCCAUCUCAGCGAUCGACUCUUGAGAUACAGAGACCAUAACAGGCAAAUAUCAAUAGUAAUGGACUUGUCCAGCAUGAGAAGACCUGCUUUCUUCGACGACGACGAUGGUUUGGCUUCGAUUCUCGAUAUGGAAGCUGGGUUCUCAGGAAGUCACCCUCCCUCGAUGAAAUCUUCGCGCUAUGGUGGGUUCAAGAGGAGGGGAAGUUACAGGGCUCUUUCUUCUUAUUCGUGUUCUUCGCCGAGGUUUUAUGAUGCCAGAUGCGAAGAGCACCAUUUCCUCGAAGCUUGUUUUCUAUGCAAGAAACCUCUCGGAGAUAACAAAGAUAUCUUCAUGUACAGGGGUGAUACACCAUUCUGUAGCGAAGAGUGCAGACAAGAACAGAUAGAAAUAGAUGAAGCAAAAGAGAAGAACUGGAAUCUCUCUUCCUCCAUGAAGGCUCUUAGAAAAGAUCAGAAGAAAUCCUCAACCAACAAGGCCCAGAGUUACCCUGUACGGACCGGCACCGUCGCUGCUGCUUAGAAUCCUAGACUGUUAGACACCUCUCAAAAAAAAAAAAGAUAAAAGAUAAAAACACGGCUUCUCUAUCUGAGAAAGGGGAAGGGGUCGGUCGAGAGAGAAAAAGAAGACCCCAUUUUUCGAGAUUUUUUUUUCUUUUUCUGGUAUAUAGUUGUGAAUGCUUAUAAGAGGACUGUGUUGGGUUGUACUGUGCAAGAUGUAAUGGCCCUUUUUUUUUAAAUCUCUUGGGCGAAACCUUCAAUAGAAUGAGAAUCAAUGGAAGUUCCUCUGUAAUUCCUGUUUGCUUUU